Molecule: messenger RNA, 1900 nt
Organism: Papilio machaon (common yellow swallowtail)
Lineage: Eukaryota; Metazoa; Arthropoda; Insecta; Lepidoptera; Papilionidae
Gene: kraken
Product: probable serine hydrolase
Exons: 2
Coding region: 336-1283 (315 amino acids)
Source: RefSeq, a predicted model, not a curated record
CACUGUCAGUCUUACAGCUGCUACUUGCUAUUUGAUCCUUGAUCUUUUCUGUUCGUUUUCCACGAUCGUUCCAACUUACGAUGCGGCUGUUUGCGCAUUUUCUUUGGAUUUAGAUUAACGUCAUACUUUGGACGAAUAAUUUAGCACAUUAUUGAUUUAGUCUUGCUUGUGAUAAAAACGUUAGCAACAGACUAAGUGUUUAUGUGGAUACAAGUUUUAUAGCACUAAUCUUGUGAACUCUAUUGAUUUAUUACUUAAAAUCUUAAUAUUUAGAUAAUUGCAGUAUAAAUACUUUUUAAAAGAAUUAAUUAAGUGUUAAAUAUCUGGAAUUGAAAAUGAAUCAAGACAAAUCUAAUGGACAUAAAAUCGAACCAGAUCUACCUGCUGGUGUUCAAGUUGAAGAAAUAGAAAUCCCGGUACCGUGGGGCCACGUCGCUGGACGAUGGUGGGGCCCUAGGGACAAGCAGCCACUGAUCGCUAUCCACGGCUGGCAGGAUAACGCCGGGACUUGGGACAAUCUCAUCCCACUCCUGCCAACCUCAACGUCCGUCUUGUGCCUAGAUCUUCCCGGACAUGGCCUAUCGUCGCACUAUCCGACCGGGAUGCUCUAUUAUAUAUUCUGGGAUGGUAUAGCGUUAUUAAGAAGGAUAGUUAAACACUUUAAAUGGAGUAAAAUUAGUCUCAUGGGACAUUCGCUAGGUGGCGCUCUAAGUUUCAUGUACGCGGCCUCAUUCCCGGAUGAUGUAGAUAGGAUUAUCUGUAUUGACAUCGCUAGUCCUGCUGUAAGGGUACCAGAAAACAUGGUGAAAGCAACUGGCUGGUCUGUUGAUAAGAUUCUGGAAUAUGAGACAUUGUCUGAAGAUAAGAUACCUUGCUACGAUUAUGAAGAGAUGAUCGAUAUUGUGGUAGACGCGUAUAAAGGUUCAGUGUCAAGGGAGAACUGCAAAGUUUUAAUGAAGAGGGGCAUGGCUCCAACGCCCGCACAUCUGAAGAAGAAAGGAUAUCAUUUUAAAAGGGACCCGAGACUCAAAGUGUCUGGUCUAGCGAUGAUGUCAUUAGAAACGGCAUUAGCUUAUGCUACUAAAGUAAAAUGCAAAGUUCUUAACAUCAGGGCGAUUCCUGGACAGAAUUGGGAGAGGUUGGAUUAUUACAUGGCGGUUGUAAACAAAUUAAAAGAGUCUGCCGACGUGACGUAUAUAGAAGUAGAAGGUACACAUCAUGUACAAUUGAAUUCACCAGAAAAUAUAGUUAAUAUUGUUGAAGAUUUCUUAGAAAUGUACUAAUUGUACGCUUAGGUUUGUUACAAUGUUGUGAUAAAUUGUGAUGAUGGAAGUAGUUAGCAAAUUAGCACGAUGAGUCGUUGUAUAACGACUAUAAAUAUAGUUUUAAGGUUAUUUAUUCAUUCCUAUUUAGUGACGUUAAUAGAUAGCGCAAUUGCUACACACAAUAAUAAAUUAAUUAAGAACAGCUUAACUCUUCUGGUGACGGCACCGACUAGUUUCGGACCCGUCGGGUGUCCAACUUCAGGGCGAAUAUCAACCUGGCACGGAAUGCGAGAUGCGACACGACCGCGAAGUUCUCAAAAUAAAAUCUCCUCCAAAAGAUGCACACCCGAUGGGUCCGAAACUAGUCGGUGCCGUCACCGUAUGAUCAUAUGUUAAACCGUUCUUAGUUAAUUUAGCUACAAAUAAUUUAUACACAAAGUUCUGCUUUCACAAAAAAAACCUUACAUUAUCAAUAAAUAGAUAUAAGAACAAUUUAGAAACGACGUAGUGGUAAUUAAAUUGCAAUCAACUUUACUUUAGCAUGAAAUGGGGUUUUAUAUUGCACCAAGUUAUCGCUUUAAAAUGUAAAAGUUGUUUCUAUGUGAGUUUUUUUCGGAAAUGUCCAAGUAAAGUUA